Chroicocephalus ridibundus (black-headed gull) is the source of this 809-nucleotide messenger RNA. It is a transcript of the gene NIP7, whose product is annotated as nucleolar pre-rRNA processing protein NIP7. The transcript is spliced from 5 exons. Gene Ontology annotation, biological process: ribosomal large subunit biogenesis; ribosome assembly. The coding region runs from base 46 to 588 and encodes 180 amino acids. The record is from RefSeq and is a predicted model, not a curated record. Lineage: Eukaryota; Metazoa; Chordata; Aves; Charadriiformes; Laridae. Gene Ontology annotation, molecular function: RNA binding. Gene Ontology annotation, cellular component: preribosome, large subunit precursor; nucleus; nucleolus.
CCGGUUCCGGUUCCGGCGCGGGCCCCGCGUGUGCGGUGCGGGGCGAUGCGGCCGCUCACCGAGGCGGAGACGCGGGCGUUGUUCGAGAAGCUGGGACGAUACAUCGGUGAGAACAUCCAGCUGCUGGUGGACCGGCCCGAUGGCACCUACUGCUUCCGCCUGCACCGCGACCGCGUCUACUACCUGAGCGAGAAGCUGCUGAAGGUGGCUACGAGCAUCCCCCGGGACAACCUGGUGUCGCUGGGCACCUGCUUCGGGAAGUUCACCAAGUCGCAGAAGUUCCGGCUCAGCGUCAUGGCCCUGGACUUCCUCGCCCCCUACGCCAAGUACAAGGUGUGGGUGAAGCCGGGCUCCGAGCAGUCCUUCCUCUACGGCAACCACGUCCUGAAGUCAGGCCUGGGCCGCAUCACAGAGAACACAGCCCAGUACCAGGGUGUGGUGGUGUACUCCAUGGCCGACGUCCCGCUGGGCUUUGGGGUGGCCGCCAAGUCCACGCAAGAGUGCCGGAAAGUAGACCCAAUGGCCAUCGUGGUGUUCCACCAGGCUGACGUCGGGGAGUACGUGCGGAAUGAGGACACACUGACCUAAGGGACCUUGAGCAUUUCUGGCCAGAAUGGACCUUGUCCUGCACUAUGAGUGCAGCAGUGGUGCAGGAAGCCAUGGGAAGCCCACCCCAAGCAGGAUGGAGGGGCUGGGAGCUGCCAGCACGCAGCCCCACAUGCUCUGGGGGCUGCUGCCAACGCGAGGAGGAGUUCCUCCUGUGCCAGUCCUGCCCAUCCCGUCACAUAAAGCUUUUCCCUUCUCCCAGA